GUGCGCGCUGCGCGGACGUCGACCAUGGACUGGAGCGGUGUCGUUUUCCACGUUCCAAACUUUUAGUAGUUAUUUUUUUCUUUCUCCCUCACACAGCUAAGUGGAGCUUUGUAGGGGAGCUGCUCUGGGCCGGAAUGGGGGAGAUGGAGGGCUUAUACCGGGUCCUGCAGACCCCUGGCACAAGGCUGGGAGCCCAGUUUAAUGCUGGUAUCAGCACUUUGGAGCCAGGCCAGAGUCUCAGUGGCAACAUGGCGAGUAGAAACAUAAGCCAUGGACAUGGGCUACAAAUCCGUGUGCUGGGGCUGGACGACUCCCAAGAGUUCUUUGACAUGGAUCCAAAGGCUUUUGGACCCCUCCUGUCUGAGGUUUUCCAGAGAGGCAACAUCAUGGAGAGUGAUUACUUUGGCCUGGAAUUUCAGAACAUGAAGAUGAACUGGGUUUGGCUGGAACCCACAAAGCCGUUUGGGAAACAAGUCAGACGACCAGCAACUACACUAUUUAGAUUGUCUGUGAAAUUCUUUCCUCCGGACCCUGGUCAGUUGCAGGAGGAGUACACAAGGUACUUAUUUUCCCUGCAGCUGAAAAGAGAUCUAACAGAGGGGAAGCUGACCUGCACAGAAAAUACUGGAGCCCUUAUUGCCUCUCACCUCAUCCAGGCGGAGAUUGGUGACUAUGAUGAUAUAGCAGACAGAGAUUAUCUGAGACUGAACAAGCUUUUGCCUUACCAAGAGAAGGUGCAAGAAAGGAUCAUGGAGCUCCACCGCAGACAUCUGGGCCAGACUCCAGCUGAGUCAGAUUUCCAAAUCCUGGAGAUUGCCCGUAAACUAGAGAUGUAUGGGGUGCGCUUCCACCCAGCAGCUGACAGAGAAGGCGCCAAGAUCAAUCUCGCUGUCGUUCACAUGGGCCUUCAGGUUUUUCAGGGCACCACAAAAAUAAAUACUUUCAAUUGGUCAAAGAUUCGCAAACUGAGCUUCAAGAGAAAACGGUUCCUGAUCAAGCUUCACCCAGAGGUUCAUGGCCCCCAUCAGGAUACUCUGGAAUUCAUGAUGGCCAGUCGAGACCAGUGUAAAAUCUUCUGGAAGAUAUGUGUGGAGUACCACUCUUUUUUUCGUCUCUUUGACCAACCUCAGCCCAAAUCUAAAGCUAUUCUCUUUACGAGAGGUUCUUCCUUCAGAUACAGUGGGAGGACCCAAAAGCAACUGGUGGAAUAUGUCAGGGAAAAUGGAGCAAAGAGAACACCAUACCAGAGGAGGAACAGUAAAGUACGAAUGUCUGCUCGAUCGCUGGCCUCAGACGUGCCAAAACAGAGUUUGUCAUUUAAUGACGGUCUCAGGGCCCCAGGCUCCCCCUUCUCUGCUGCUGUGUACUUUCAGCCAACGCACAUCUCAAAUGUUCUCUCACGGCCAGGAGUGCAACCUCAGCCCACGUCUUUGACUACACUGAACCAAGCUUCAGUGCCUUCACAGCGGCAGCUUCUGUCCCCUCCACAAGCUACCAGGCCCCCAAGUCCUCCGAAGGAAGACCCUGUCAAGGCUGCUUCCCCAUCAUACCACGCUUUUCAAGAUUCAGUUGCAGGCAACCCUCAGCUCUCACCCUUCGACUCCAAGGAUCUGCUGUGCCAGUCACCCUCCUUCCAGAUGUCCACCCUCAGCCUGCCAGGCCAAGCUCCUUCACCCCUGCAAAGCCCCAUCCUGAGCGAGGUGGGCAGUAAUGCCAGGCUAGAGGAGGAGGAGGAGGGCAGGAGGAAGCGAUAUCCCACUGACAAGGCUUACUUCAUUGCCAAAGAGAUUCUGACCACAGAGCGAACAUAUCUAAAAGACCUUGAGGUCAUCACUGUGUGGUUCCGCAGUGCUGUCAUUAAAGAAAAUGCCAUGCCUGAAGGACUGAUGUCUCUGCUGUUCUCCAACAUUGAUCCUAUCUAUGAGUUCCAUCGAGGUUUCCUCAAGGAAUUGGACCAGAGGCUAGCUCUCUGGGAGGGGCGCUCUAAUGCGCACGUCAAAGGGGACUACCAAAGGAUUGGUGAUGUAAUGCUGAGGAAUAUGAUGACUCUUAAGGUAUUUACCAGCUACCUACAAAAACAUGAUGAGGUGUUAACAGAGCUGGAAAAAGCCACUAAAAGGCUGAAGAAGCUGGAGACAGUCUACAAAGAAUUUGAACUGCAGAAGGUCUGCUAUUUGCCGCUCAACACGUUCUUGUUGAAGCCCAUCCAGCGCCUGAUGCACUACAAACUUAUUCUGGACAGACUGUGCAAACAUUAUUCACCUGCCCACCGGGAUCAUGAUGACUGCAAGGAGGCUUUGAAAGAAGUGGCAGAGAUUACUGCUCAGCUCCAGAGCAGUCUUAUCAGGCUAGAGAAUUUCCAGAAGCUAACCGAGCUGCAACGAGACCUGAUUGGAAUCGAGAACUUGACAGCUCCAGGCAGGGAGUUUAUACGAGAGGGGUGUCUUUACAAGCUCACCAAGAAAGGCCUGCAGCAAAGGAUGUUUUUCUUGUUCUCAGACAUGCUACUCUAUACAAGCAAAGGAGUCACAGCAACCAAUCAGUUCAAAGUGCACGGCCAGCUGCCUCUUCAAAACAUGAUUGUGGAAGAAAGUGAAAAUGAGUGGUCGGUGCCUCACUGCUUCACCAUCUAUUCUGCUCAGAGGACCAUUGUAGUAGCUGCCAGCUCUAAGGUGGAGAUGGGAAAGUGGAUUGAAGAUUUGAACUUGGCUAUUGACAUGGCCAAGAAGUCACAAGAAAAAUCCAGCAUUUUCCUCGACACUGGACUUUGCGAUCAUUCUAACCGAUCAUCUGAUGAGGUUUCUCUGGAGCAGGAGUCGGAGGAUGACAUGAACACCUCCCACACUUCACUGGAUAAGCAGACGCACCACCGUGCCAACACAACCAUGCAUGUGUGCUGGCACCGCAACACCAGCGUGUCCAUGUCUGAUCACAGCCUGGCUGUGGAGAACCAGUUGUCAGGUUACCUACUGAGGAAAUUCAAGAACAGUAACGGCUGGCAGAAAUUGUGGGUGGUUUUCACUAACUUCUGUUUGUUCUUCUACAAAACCCACCAGGAUGACUUCCCACUAGCUAGCCUGCCGCUGCUCGGCUACACGGUGAGCACCCCGAUGUCAGACUCCAUCCACAAAGAGUACGUCUUCAAGCUGCAGUUCAAGUCCCAUGUGUACUUUUUCCGGGCGGAGAGCGAGUACACCUUUGAACGAUGGAUGGAGGUGAUCAAGAGUGCAGCCAGCACUACGGGCCGGAUGAGUCUGCUCAUACCCAAAGGUCCCGCAGAGAUCAACGGAAACUGAUUAAAACAUCGUAAACCCGGAGGCUGGGCCUCUGGGACAUCACAGAGUCUGACUGUGUAACUGCCACUUAUAUCAAGUGUCGUUAACCCACGCGUUAGCAGGAUUUUAGUGGUCCGUGUCUUUUUCUUGUUUCAUGAUGUAAAUGUUAGCAUUUGCUCCACGUUUAUACAAAACGGAGACAUGUACAUAUUGACUGCUUUUUGCUUUAGACUGAUGCUGCAGGGAAUCUGCUCGUAUGGGACCAACUCUGAAGCAGGCUUCGAUUGGGUAUUGAGUGACUGAAGCUUUGUUUGACACAGCAACACAGUAAUCGGUGCAAGGUUACAGAUGAUACACAGUAUGUGAAAAUGAAGGUACACAGGACAGUAGACGAGUGAAAUAUCUGGCUCUUUGAUUUUACAGAGCUAAUGGCGUAGUGCAGGUGUGACAGGAAUGCUCGCGGAACGUUGGAGCGAUUGAGGGAGUUGGAGAGAUAAUGACGUUUCAUAACAAUGACAUGAAAGUGACUUUCAGUACAGGAAAAUGAAUAUGUGUAAGGUUAAAGCUGUAAGAAUACUGUAGUUUUUAUAAAAUAUUGUGGCCAGUUUUACGUCGCGCUCGUCUAAGUUAUGGGAAAUACUAUAUAAUAAAAUACUAAAUAGAUAGAUAAAUAAAUACUAAAAGAUAAAUAGAUACUAAAUACUAAAUAAAUAUAUAAUAAAUACUAAAAGAUAAAUAGAUACUAAAUACUAAAUAAAUAUAUAAUAAAUACUAAAUAGUAUACUAAAAUAAAAUAGUAAAAAUACUAAAAUAGUAUACUAAAAUACUAAAUAAAUAAAAUACUAAAUAGGAUGCAAAGAACCGCAGUUAAUUCAGGAAUGACUGUUCAUUAAUAAUCACUAAAUUACUGUUUCGUGUUGUGCCCCCUUGUUAUUUAAACUGAUUUAAACACACCUGUUUGGAGCUGUUUGGAUUCUUCUUUCUGGUGCUGCUUUGUGUCUUCAGGAUCAAAUGUUAACUUACAAUGGUUUUAUAGGAAUAAAAUACUGCAGUGAUUA
Molecule: messenger RNA, 4333 nt
Organism: Thalassophryne amazonica
Lineage: Eukaryota; Metazoa; Chordata; Actinopteri; Batrachoidiformes; Batrachoididae
Gene: farp2
Product: FERM, RhoGEF and pleckstrin domain protein 2
Cellular component (GO): cytoskeleton
Molecular function (GO): cytoskeletal protein binding; guanyl-nucleotide exchange factor activity
Source: RefSeq, a predicted model, not a curated record